AUGGUCACUAUAUCUAAAACAAGUAAAGGGACACCUUUACUGUUGAACGAUGGUUUUUGUUAUAUACUGGAUCAAAAAACCGACGAGAAAAUAUUACAGAAAUGUGAGGUUCAAAGAAAACUUAAUUGUCAUGCACGACUUCAUACAUCGCUCGAUAACAAAGUCAUUUUAAAAUUGAUUGAUACACAUAACCAUUCUGGAAAUUCUCGUUCACAGCAUAUUCGUCAAUUUUAUGAAAAUAUGAAAGGUGAAGCAUUACAAAAUCAUACCAAUCCACACAAUGUUCUUACUCAAUGUUACAUGGGUGUUCCAGACGAAAUUCGUGCAAUAUUACCAGAUAAUUCAAAUUUGAAAAGAGGUGUUGGUCGUUGGCGCCAGGAUAAAUUAGUUGCAAGUAUUCCAACUGAUAAAAAUUUUCAAACUACUCAUGGUUUAAAACAACAAUACGAAACUGAUUUAACAUUUUCAGAUAAUAUUCAUAAAAUUUCCGCUUUAGCUUUUCUUGAAUCUGAUUCUGUUAUUGAUGGUUUCGAAACAUUGUGUGCACGUUUAGAUGAUACUUAUCAGGACAUUCUCGAUUAUAUGGAAGAUACAUAUAUUGUAGAAAAUCCAGAUCCUUCUGUUUAUGAACAGCUUGAGGCAAGAGGACGUUUAAUAUCUUUAUAG
This is a messenger RNA of Didymodactylos carnosus, 666 nucleotides long. The record is from the annotation of a GenBank genome assembly. NCBI's taxonomy places the organism in Eukaryota, Metazoa, Rotifera, Eurotatoria, Philodinida, Philodinidae.